Nomascus leucogenys (northern white-cheeked gibbon) is the source of this 4108-nucleotide messenger RNA. RefSeq names its product RUN domain containing 3B (gene RUNDC3B). Lineage: Eukaryota; Metazoa; Chordata; Mammalia; Primates; Hylobatidae. The record is from RefSeq and is a predicted model, not a curated record.
GCGCACGCGAGGCGGGGGGCCUUGCCGCUGCCUCCGGGGCUGGGGCACGAGUGGCUGCGGAGUGUGGGUGGUUGGGCGUGAGGGGCCGACGGGCUCGCGCGCGCGCCGUCUGCUGAGGUCCCUCGGGAAGGAGGAGAGCGCCCGACGCCGACCCGCACGCGCAGCCCGGCAGUCGGCGGCGCGCCGAGGGCGGAGGUGGUGUGUGUGUGUGUGUGUGUGUGUGUGUGUGUGUGUGUGUAGCUCGGGUGCCAAGGGCGAGCCAUCAGUCCCCGGGUGCGAGUCCCUGCUGUCUUCCACACCCUUCCUCCCUCCAGGCUCCUUUCCUACAUCCUUCCCGCGCCCCCACGGUUGCGGACCGAGCGAGAACCCCCUUAAGCAGGUGUAGGGGGCGUGCGGGGUGGCACGAGACAAAAGGGGCACGGGGGUAAGCCCGCCAUGGCCUCCCGGAGCCUGGGGGGCCUGAGCGGGAUCCGCGGCGGUGGCGGCGGAGGCGGCAAGAAAAGCCUGAGCGCCCGCAAUGCUGCGGUGGAGAGGAGGAACCUGAUCACAGUGUGCAGGUUUUCUGUGAAGACCCUGAUUGAUCGGUCUUGCUUUGAGACUAUUGAUGAUUCUUCUCCUGAAUUUAACAAUUUUGCAGCUAUUUUGGAACAGAUUUUAAGCCACCGGCUAAAAGAGAUUUCCCAAAGUUGCAGAUGGCUGGCUCAUCUCCAAAUACCUCUUCAAGGUCAAGUAACCUGGUUUGGUUAUGAAAGUCCUCGUAGCUUCUGGGACUAUAUCAGAGUGGCUUGCCGGAAAGUUUCACAGAAUUGUAUCUGCAGCAUUGAAAAUAUGGAAAAUGUCAGUUCUUCUAGAGCUAAGGGUAGAGCCUGGAUCAGAGUAGCACUCAUGGAAAAACAUUUAUCUGAAUACAUCUCUACAGCUCUGAGAGACUUCAAAACAACCAGGAGAUUUUAUGAAGAUGGAGCAAUUGCCUUGGGUGAAGAAGCAAAUAUGCUUGCUGGCAUGCUUCUAGGACUCAAUGCUAUUGAUUUCAGUUUCUGCCUAAAGGGAGAGGGACUGGAUGGCAGUUUUCCUGCUGUAAUAGACUAUACACCGUAUUUGAAGUAUAUCCAAAGUUCUGAUAGUAUCAGCAGUGAUGAGGAGGAGCUAAGGACUUUGGGAAGCAGUGGUAGCGAAAGCAGUACUCCAGAGAAUGUCGGCCCUCCUUUCCUCAUGGAUGAGAACAGUUGGUUCAACAAGUGUAAGAGAGUUAAACAAAAGUAUCAGCUUACACUGGAACAGAAGGGUUACCUUGAAGAACUCUUACGACUUCGAGAGAACCAACUAUCUGAAUCUGUCUCCCAGAAUAAAAUACUACUUCAAAGGAUUGAAGAUUCUGAUCUGGCUCAUAAACUGGAGAAGGAACAAUUAGAAUAUAUAAUUGUGGAGCUUCAAGAUCAGCUGACUGUGCUAAAGAAUAAUGAUUUAAGAUCGAGACAAGAGUUAACUGCCCAUCUCACCAACCAGUGGCCUUCCCCAGGAGCUCUGGAUGUCAAUGCUGUUGCCUUGGAUACGUUGCUUUACCGAAAACACAAUAAACAGUGGUAUGAGAAAAGUUAUCAAAGUCUUGACCAGUUAUCAGCAGAAGUUAGCCUUUCUCAGACUUCACUGGAUCCAGGCCAGUCACAAGAAGGAGAUGGAAAACAAGACACAUUAAAUGUAAUGAGUGAAGGUAAAGAAGAUACUCCCUCAUUACUUGGCCUCUGUGGAUCUCUAACGUCAGUGGCAAGUUACAAGUCUCUAACAAGCUUAAAAUCUAAUGACUACCUUGCAAGUCCUACAACAGAGAUGACAAGUCCAGGCCUAACUCCAUCCUGAAAAUUUUUAUGUAAAAGCCAAAACUUUUUAUGUUGUAAAUGUUUAAUUUACAUGUUUGACUGCUGGGAAGACCUUUGAAAUUUUAUAUUGUUCUGGUACAUGUCUAAAAUUCUAUUGAUUAGAGAGAAUCCCCUCCAGAUAAGAGAUUUUGAGUGAAAAACAUAAUGAUCCUGCCAUUUUCAUUUUUAAAAUUCUUAUAUUUGUCAUUGAGAAAGUUCAGAAUGGAAUAGGCUUUAAAAAAAAAACUUUCAAAGAUCCACCAAAUCGUUCAUAGCAAAUUGUACAUAUUGUUCAGCUGAUUUUUAUAUAUUUAAAUAUACCUUAGUGGCCAGAGACUGACUUCAAGGUUUUAUUCCAGAGACUUAAGCUAAGUAUUUUUUCAUUCUUUCAGAUUUUCAAAAAAAAAAAGUUAAUUUCAUUUUUUCAUUAAUGUCUUCCUAAGUUCUAUGCUUUAAAUGCCUUGUUUUUAAUAACGGGAAAGUUCUCAGCUGCAUUCUCACAGUGGCUUAUUCAGUUUUUCUUUAAUAUUUACCAUUUGGUAUCAACUCAGCAUUCCACUUAACAUUUUAUAAAUUCCAUAGGAAUAUGCCUGUUUUGGUAGUUACUGACUUAAUUUGUUAGUGCCACAAGGAAAAUAUUUUACAGUAUUUUAUGCCAUUUAGGUAAAAUGAAUAAACUGUUUUCCAAGAUUUUCUUAAAAGAUUAUCAAUGUAAAAGAAUCAUCAAGUAUGCCUCAAAAGCUAGAAACAUUUCAAAAUGUAGAACAAACGUUGAAAAAUUGUUUUGCCAGGAAGGAGUUCAAGUUCAGUUAAGGAUUUGAGAGGCUUUUAAACAAGCAUCAGUAGGGUAGUUAUCAUACUUACUUAAUAUAUGUCUGAUAUUCAGUGCUGGUUCUUUUUCCUGUUUGUGCAACAAUGAAUUAUGUCAUGUGUGUUUUAUAGCCUCUAUCAUUAAUCACACCAUAAUCUCAUUUUAAAACAUUUUUAAUGUUAAAACAUCCCCACACUUAUAUACAGGUAAAAUUAGUUUUUUUUUUUAAGUUGUAAUCUGUACUUUUCUAUUUUUUUGCAAUUUUUGAAACAGCUACAUUAAUCCCUAAAAUCCCAACAUACUGAAAAUGUAUGGCAUGUAUUUUCUAUAGUAAGUAAUAUGAGGAAAACAUGAUUAGCUGUGCCAAAGAAAUUUUAUACAUUGUUUACAUGAUGAGGCCACAGUACUAAUUGGGGAGUUCAUAUGGUUUUUUUGUUUAUUAUUAUUGAGAAGAGUUAAGAGCCGAGGUUACCACAUUCAUUCUUUGUGUUAGAAAUGUAGGAGUGUGGUGGUUUUCUGCAAUAUUGAGAGCUUAGUCUCAUAAUUUGGAAUUUAAGAUAAUAAGUAGUAACAAGGCAAGUCUUUUAUGUAAGACAGUCAAACAGCGUCACUUCAGGGACAAAGGCCUGGAAGCCCUUAAAAUAAGUUAUCUUAGAUGUGCCAGAAUAUAUUCAGAGCUUUAUUCCUUUAAGCUUAAGGCUUCAAUACUUGUAGAAAUGCAAAUAUUCUUGAGAAAUGAUACAUUUUUGUUCUCAAUUUCGCAAUUCUAUAUACCUGAUUAUGAGUGAAGUAGCCAAAGCAGGUUUUCAUCAGCAUGGGGGAUGGAAGGUAGGUAUAAUAUGAGGACAACGGAAACUUUGGGAGAAGGGAGUGAGGAAAUGGAUAAAGAGAAAUUUGAAAAUUUUAGGCUGGACUUGAGCACUAUUGCUGCUUUCCUAUGAACUAUCAGAAUGUUUAAAUGCUUUAUCAUUCAUGGUCCACUCUCAACUAACAUUUAUUAUUCUUUAGUAAUUAAUGGUUUUACAUACAUUUUUAUAAUGUAGAAGGAAAUUCAAGAUUCCAUAAUCAUAAAAUUUUUCAGAUUUGUCUAAUGUAUAAUUUGUGCAUCUUCACAUGCUGCUAAAUGCAGACUUGACUUAAACAUUACAUCUGAGGAUCAUGACUUUUCCUCCUUUCUUGGAGAUCUUGGUAUAAAAUUCAUCUGCUGUUAUAAAAUCAGGUUUCUACAGAGUUCAUUUCACACUAAAGUUAGUUUGUUACUGUUUGCAUGAGGAAACAAUGUAUGUCUCAAUCUUUAAUUUUAGGUGGUAGUGUUUAUUGUUCACCCUCCCUCUUGCCUCCAAAAGAAUGCUGAAUUAUAGGCCAAUAUUUCCAUGUGUAUUCUGUUGCCUUGAUGCGUAUUAUACUUGUUGCAUGUAUAUUAAAAAUUUUGUACUAUGCA